AUCACUCCGUCACAGUUCACAGCCUCAGAGGCCCAGAUCACAACCACACCACGCACACGUACUUGCAGUGCAGUUGCAGCGCGAGCGAAGCGAGCGGCCAUGGCGUUCCGGCUCAGCAACAACGUGAUCGGGGCGCUCAACCUGGUGACGCUGCUGCUCUCCGCUCCCAUCCUCAGCGGCGGGAUCUGGAUGGCCACCCGCGGCGACGGCGGCGAGUGCGACCGCCACCUCUCCUCGCCGGCCAUCGCGCUGGGGGCGGUCCUCAUGGCCGUCUCCCUCGCGGGCCUCGUCGGCGCGUGCUGCCGCGUCACCUGGCUACUCUGGGUCUACCUCCUCGCCAUGUUCGCCCUCAUCGUCGCCCUCCUCGGCUUCACCGCCUUCGCCUUUGCCGUCACCAACCGUGGCGCCGGCGAGGCCGUCUCCGGCCGCGGGUACAGGGAGUACCGCCUCGGGGACUACUCCACGUGGCUGCGGCGCCACGUGGGGAGCAGCAAGAACUGGGACAAGAUCAGGAGCUGCCUCGCCGGCGCCGACGUUUGCAGGAGCCUGCAGGACAGGAACGAGACGUGGGCGCAGUUCGUCGCCGACGACCUCUCCCCGGUCCAGUCCGGCUGCUGCAAGCCGCCCACGAGCUGCAACUUCACGUACGGCGGCGGCACGCGGUGGGGCAAGACGGCGAGGCUGAGCUCCGCCGACCCGGACUGCGACGAGUGGAGCAACGACGCCGACGAGGUCUGCUACGGCUGCCGGUCGUGCAAGGCCGGCGUGGUGGCCGCGCUCAAGAGGGACUGGAAGCGCGUGGCCAUCGUCAACGUCGUCUUCCUCGCCUUCAUCGUCGUCGUCUACUCCGUCGGGUGCUGCGCGUUCAAGAACAGCCGGCGCGACAGUGUCCACCGCCGCAGCGGCGGGUGGAAGCAGGCCGGAUACGCCUAGCGGUUUCAAAAGUUUGAGUACGAGCAGUAACAUAACUACUUGUUAAUUAGGAAUAGUAAUAUAGUAGUAGUAUUAGUUUCUGAUGCUUCUGCUGACGCUAUAUAUGUUCGUACUAGUCUUCUGACACCGUGUUUAGCUCAGGAUGGCGUGUUACUAGAGUUGCUGGUAUUAGUGUUUUAUCUAUCCAACACUGUAGUUUGUACAUGGGAUGAGCAUAUUAUGAGUUAACGAUCACAUGAUAUUAGUAUAUUUAUUGUCUAUCUUUAUGACCAGAGUUAGGCUAUACUA
Messenger RNA from Oryza sativa Japonica Group (Japanese rice), 1221 nucleotides. Its product is annotated as tetraspanin-8. Gene Ontology annotation, biological process: auxin-activated signaling pathway. NCBI's taxonomy places the organism in Eukaryota, Viridiplantae, Streptophyta, Magnoliopsida, Poales, Poaceae. Gene Ontology annotation, cellular component: plasma membrane; plasmodesma. The record is from RefSeq and is a predicted model, not a curated record.